AUCAAAAGUUCCUAUUCCAUGUGGGCUGUUGAGUAUCUUCGCGAUGACUGACAAAAUCCGAAUACUGGUCGUGGGAAACGGCGGCCGCGAACACGCAAUUGCAUGGAAAUUGGCCCAAUCUCCACGCGUGGAGCACAUGUACGUCGUUCCCGGAAAUGGAGGAACCGCACAGCUGGACAAGGUUACAAACGUGUCGAGCAUUAAGCAAGAAGACUUCCCUGCGCUUGUAGAAUUCGCAAAGGAGAACCGUGUCAACCUUCUCAUCCCGGGUCCUGAGGCGCCUCUUGUAGCCGGCAUUGUAGAUUAUUUCAAGGACAAUGCUGAGACAAUCCGCUGCUUUGGCCCUAGUGAGGCGGCAGCACGCAUGGAAGGCUCCAAGACUUUUUCCAAGGAUUUCAUGAAGCGUCACUCCAUUCCGACAGCCGCCUAUGAGAAUUUCUCUUCAUAUGAGAGAGCCUCCGAAUACCUCUCAAACGUAUCGCACUCCGUAGUCAUCAAAGCCUCCGGACUCGCCGCAGGCAAGGGCGUCAUAAUCCCACAAACAAAAGAAGAGGCACAUGCCGCAUUGAAGGAAAUCAUGCUGGAUAAGGAAUUCGGUACGGCGGGCGACGAAGUUGUUAUUGAAGAAUUCCUGGACGGUGAUGAACUGAGUAUCUUGAGCUUCAGCGAUGGUACCACAAUUAGGAGUUUACCGCCCGCGCAGGACCACAAGAGAAUCGGGGACGGCGAUACAGGGCCAAAUACUGGGGGUAUGGGGACGUAUGCACCAACCAGGAUUGCACCGAAGGAUGUGGUGAAUAGAAUUCACGACGAGAUAUUGCAACCUACUAUUGAUGGGAUGAAGGCGGAUGGUUUCCCGUUCAUAGGUCUGCUCUUCACGGGCUUGAUGAUGACAAACAGUGGGCCGAAGGUGCUGGAGUAUAAUGUCCGCUUCGGGGAUCCGGAAACGCAGAGCUUGUUGCCGCUUAUGGAGACCGAUCUUGCCGAUGUGAUGCUUGCAUGCACUAAUGGAAUGCUAGCCGGGACGGAGGUCAGGAUUUCGUCAAAGUCGGCAGUAACAGUUGUAGUUGCCGCUGGAGGAUAUCCUGGGUCAUAUGCCAAGGGAGCGGUGAUGAAGGUGGAUGCAGUGCCAGAAGACGUCGUACUAUUCCAUGCUGGAACUGCGUUUGCUGAGAACACAUUGAAGACUUCUGGCGGUAGAGUGAUCGCUUCCACCGGUAUAGCAGACACGUUAGAGGAAGCCGUCAAGAAGGCAUACACGGGCGUGAACUGCAUCUACUUUGAAGGCAUGCAAUUCCGCAAGGAUAUCGCGGGCCGGGCCGUAACAAGAUGAUUCAAUGACGUACAGGGGUUAGGUCGUUCAGGGGAAUAGAAGAGCCAAACGAGGUUUUUGUGGGAAAGGGGAACCUUUGUAAG
This is a messenger RNA of Lindgomyces ingoldianus, 1416 nucleotides long. Its product is annotated as phosphoribosylamine--glycine ligase. Bases 44 to 1333 code for a protein of 429 amino acids. NCBI's taxonomy places the organism in Eukaryota, Fungi, Ascomycota, Dothideomycetes, Pleosporales, Lindgomycetaceae. Gene Ontology annotation, biological process: purine nucleobase biosynthetic process. The transcript is spliced from 2 exons. The record is from RefSeq and is a predicted model, not a curated record. Gene Ontology annotation, molecular function: ATP binding; phosphoribosylamine-glycine ligase activity; metal ion binding.